GUCAAGAAGAACCGUUACUGACUGAAACUCGAGUGUGGCAUCUCAGCUCUUUUUUCUUUCAUGGAGUAACUGAAUACUCUGGACUUGUUGGAUCGAUUUACUGCACAGAGGGCGGGCGUCACAUCUCUGAUACUCCCUCACUGGACUCCCUUGCUCCUCAUCAAAACACUCAUCUCCCACCCGACAGGAAGGACAGGAGGAAAACAUCAUCUGUUUUCCACACUGGCAAGCUCAUCUAUUCACAGAUCCAGGGGACACAUUUCCUUCACAGAGCUCCUGUCUCAUUGUGGACUACUUGCCGAGACCUCCUGCUCUUCAGUUUGAGCCUGUUUUGGGUCUGUGUGUGUGUGUUUGCAUGCGUGUGUGUGUGUGUCUGUGUGUGAAAGACAGAAGCACGACUCUGAAAGCAGCGGCUAUCAUCUGUGAAGAUGUCUGCAGUGCGACUUCUGUGGGUCCCUGUGCUGUUGUGUUUAACAACACACGCUUGGCUCUGCCAUGGGGCGUGUGUGGAGGUGGACUCUGACACGGAGGCAGUGGCGGGUAAAGGCUUCAAAUUGGGCUGUAUCUCUUGCAAGAUGAGAGGGGAAGUGCCGGCCUCUGCCACAGUGGACUGGUGGUUCAUGGCCAAAGGCGAGAGUGAAUUUACACAUAUCUACAGUUAUGCAGAAAUGUCAAGCUACAUACUGGAUGACCACUUCGAUGACCGCCUGGCCUGGGGUGGCAGUAAAAAAACUGAUGAUGUGGAAGACGGCUCAAUUUACAUCCUCAACGUCACCUUCAACGACACCGGCACCUAUCGAUGCCUUUUCGACCGCAUGCUCAUCUUCCCCUAUUAUGAGUACCGCACCACCACCAUCAAGUUUAUCGCCCUCAACGUAGUGGGCCAUGCUACACGAGGCACGGCGUCCAUCUUAUCUGAGGUCAUGAUGUACGUGUCUAUCAUCGGGCUGCAGUUAUGGCUGUUGGUGGAGAUGGUCUAUUGUUACAGGAAGAUCGCAGCAGCGGGAGAGGAAGCGCUGAGAGAGAGCGAGGCGGAACAUUUAGCUAUAACCUCGGAGAGUAAAGAUAACUGUGCAGGUGUAGCGGUGGCAGAAUAACACAGGUCCAAAAAAAGUCUCAAGCUGAAAGCUUGAAGCUCCAUCCAUUAUGACAACACCAAGGCCUCCUCCAUCACCCACACCGGCGCUCCGC
Molecule: messenger RNA, 1191 nt
Organism: Rhinichthys klamathensis goyatoka
Lineage: Eukaryota; Metazoa; Chordata; Actinopteri; Cypriniformes; Leuciscidae
Gene: scn1ba
Product: sodium channel, voltage-gated, type I, beta a
Exons: 6
Coding region: 429-1097 (222 amino acids)
Biological process (GO): cardiac muscle cell action potential involved in contraction; regulation of heart rate by cardiac conduction; sodium ion transport
Cellular component (GO): voltage-gated sodium channel complex
Molecular function (GO): sodium channel regulator activity
Source: RefSeq, a predicted model, not a curated record